AGCCUGUGUUCUGCAGUCCACCCCUUCCUCGGGCUCCCUCCCGCCCCAAGAUUAGCCUCUCUACUGGGCAGCGCCUUGACCAUGAACCUUCUGCAAGAUUGGUGCAAGGAGCUGGAAGUGGAGGUUCACAGGGCCCUGCUGAUCACCGGCAUCCCUGAGCGCCUGCAGCAGGCGGACAUCGAAGCCACUCUGAGGCCGAACUUGCAACCCCUGGGCAACUACAGGCUUCGGACUGUGAGAGCAGUGACCAAGGAAAAGGCUCAGGCCGCCUUGGUGGAGUUUGGGGCAGAUAUCGAUCACUCUGCCAUCCCCAUCCAUAUCCGGGGAGAUAAUGGUACCUGGAAGAUCCUGAGUAAGGACCGCGGGCAAGAUGCGCGGGUCCUUAGGCAGAUGAGGCGCCUGUUGCUCGAUGAACGGCCCAUGGAUGACUUCAGAGAAAUAGCUAUCCCUCUGGUAUUGGAGGCCCAAGCCCAGGCCAAGGGGUUGGGGAAGGAGGCCAAGAAGGCUGCUUCCUCCGAAGGGGCAGCCAGGAACGGCCGUCGGGGCCGUCGGGGAGGCAAGCGCAGAUCUAGAACCCACACGUUUACGGCUCAGAAGGGCAAGAAGAGGGGCCGGAGAGGGCGCCGAGCCAGGAGUGAGUCCGAAGACUCAUCUGAUGACAGCCUGGGCAUUGUCAUAGAGGAGAUCUAUGCAGAGGACCUGAGCGUAGACGAGGACCAGAGGGCCCUGUAUGCCACGCUGCAAGCAGCCGCCAAAGAGCUCACCAAGAAGUGGGCCUUCCGGGGAGACCAGGACGAAGGAGAUGGCCCCCGAGAGUUUUUGGCACUUGUCACUGUCACCGACAAAGCUAAGAAGGAAGCGAUCGAGAAAGACCUUCCUGGGACAGAGUCCAUCUGCCUAAACAUCAAAGACGAAAAGAGUGGAGUCCCGGAUUUAGUUGCGCUCCUGGCUGUAAGAGAUACCCCGGUUGUGGAUGUAGAUAGCGAGGGGGAGGAGGAAGAUGAAGAUGAAGAAGACGAAGAAGAGGAAGAAGAUGAUGACGACGACGAUGAUGAUGAUUCCGACGGCGAGUCCCUGGAAAAUGGAGAGCGAGGAAAAGAAGGGGUAGACAACCCCGAGUUUGUGGCUAUCGUGGCUUAUACCGACCCCGCUGACCCCUCUGCCAGAGAGGAAAUGCUAAAAAUCGCUUCUGUGAUCGAGACCCUAGGCUGGGGCGAUAAGAAAGACAAAAAAGAUGUCCUUCCUCAAGUCCUGUCCGUCAUGUCCAAGGACACCUCCGGGCCCAGAGUGAAGGUAGAGGAAGCAGGCCGCCAGGUGGACGCCAUGGUCCUGAGGAAGGCGGAGGAAGAUGGGAAUCUUCUGGAAUGUAUUUCUACCUUGGCCGAAGCAGAGAACUGCCCUAAGGGAAAGAAGUCUGGUCUUGGUCUCCUCAGAGGCUGGACCGCUGAGGGCCACCAGGGUGGCCUCUUGGAGCUGGUGGCACUCCUGGCUGCGCAGGAUAUGGUGGAAGCUGUGAAGGAGGAAGAAGCCAGCAGGUGGGGCGGUGGUGGCGGUGGUGGCAGGAAGUGUGAUCACAGCCAAAGUGGCUUAUCCGAUGUCCUGGCUUUCCUGGCCUCUCAGGAGAAUCUAGAAUCCAACGAGGAAUCGGACGAGGAUUCAGACACAGAAUCAGAGGGAGAUUCCGACGAAACUGACAGUUCUGAAGAGUCAGAACCUGGUGACAGCGUAUCCAAGAAGCCUCGCGCCAAGAGAGCGCGUACCGGCUCCAAAAGCCUGGCUCCUGCUGGCGCCACCGCGGUCUCCACCGCAUCCAGGGCACGUAAAACCCGCAGGGGUGGCCGAGGUCGUGGUCGGGGCGUCACUCCAGAGAAGAAAGCCGGGAGCGGGGCUGCACCCGAAGACCACGUGGGGAACAAGAAGAAGAAGGGGUCUGCAGGCGCCGGGGCCCGUGCCAGGGCUGGCGAAGCCAAGGGACAGCCAGCUGCUGUUCCCAAGUCUACACGCGGGAAGAAAGCUCGUCGGGGCCCAAGGCGGGCACCCAAAUGCCGUUAGUGCCACAGAUAACCACUACGAGCCCUGUCUCUUCUGUGUGGACCCCCUUCCCCUCCUACUAUUCUCUCUCCUCCCUGCUUCCCCCUCUCGCUUAACCGCGUGCAUUUGCUUUGUGUUCUGCUGCGUCCCUGGCUGGUUAUGACCGGUGCCCAGCCUUCCCUCUUAGUUCCAUGAACAGAUGGUGUGAACGAUCGUGAUGGCCGAAGCCUUGAUACGACAAAGAAAAAAGAGACAAGACACUUGGAUGCAGUGGCCAGUGGGUGCAGAGGAGAUGCAGUCCUGGAAGACUCUGGAGGGGCUCUGCUCUACAUUCGGAGCCCCAGCGUGAGUGUGUGUGGGUGCCUGGCUCCCCUACCUGCCCAUUCUUCCAGGAACCUGCUUCUGGCCAAACAGCUGGGAUGACUGUGAACCACCUCUGGCCUGACGGGGCCUGGGGGUGAAACAAGAGAGUGUUGGGCAUUAUAGGCAUUAGCUGAGUUUGGAAGGGCUAAGGGCCGUGUGUGUGUGUGUGUGUGUGUGUGUGUGUGUGUGUGUGUGUUGAAGGGAAGGUACUCCAGAAGUGUAAGUCUGAGGGGGCUGGGAGGAGGAGGAAUAGAAAUGGGAGGAAGGAGAGGAGGGAGAGGAAGGCUGGUGGGGGAUGAGGAAAGGAAGAGAGGGGAGGGAGAGGAGGAGGAGGAGAGGUGGUGGUAUUAGCCUACCCAUCCGAGGCUCUGCAGGUGGCUCCCCCACCAGCCCUUGUCUAAAGGUUGAACUGGUAACACUCUGACAAUGUGUUCUGAUUUUGAAAGACUCACAGGAAAUCCAGAUUUCUGGCUUCUCUGGGCAAGCCCUGCCCCUCCCACUGUGGCACCCCCAACUCAAUCGCACCAGCUGUCCCUUGCCACUCCUCAGCUGUUUGCCCUUGUAACUCUUAACUUAAUAUGACAAUGGAGUCCCUUGUCCAUCCCCCCAACCACCAUGUGCAGUAAAUAUCCCAGGUCUCCUUAAAGGGUCAAGUGCCCCUAUUGUAGGAAGCAGUUGCUCUCCCCCAUCCUGGUAUCCGCCUCCAUAAUCCUGGCUGACCCUGGCCAGGCUGCAGCCCACUGCUAUCCCUGAGAGCAACCACUUCAGCUGUGUUUUCCUGUAGUGCUAUGUGCCAAAGCCUGGCUGCUCAGUUCUGUGUUACGCUGUGUAGAUAAUGCCUUCCCUUGCACAGCACUUUUCACCCUCUUGUUUGUGUGCGUGUGUGUGUGUGUGUGUGUAUGUGUGUGUCCAAGUUUCUAUCCCUAGGAAGUGACCAGUUCGUGGUGCCUGGACCCUCGAGGAUGUAAGAGAAGUUCUGACCUGCCCUCACAGCCCAAACUGGAUAGUCCAACCCUGUAACAGGGACAUACAGAAACUGCAAGGGCUGUGGGUACCUCUUUGUACUCAGAAGCAGCUGUCUCCUUGCUUCCCAGGACCAGUGAUGAUGAAGGGGCGGAUGGAGAAGCAGGCCAGAGUGGCCUGUGACUGGAGAGGAAGCCUCUCUUCAUGUGGGCUGAUGGACUUGGGGUCUGGUGGAAUUCCUGAGUAACCUGUGGCUGGGGAGGGCCCCACGUGUCACCUCUUUCUGCAUAGUUAUAGGUACCUGUCCUUGUGCGCCGUGUGACCCCGGGAUCCUCCAGUGAAACAAAAUGAAGCACCUUUUGGCUGUUGUC
Messenger RNA from Microtus oregoni (creeping vole), 3728 nucleotides. RefSeq names its product PNMA family member 8B (gene Pnma8b). The annotation marks the transcript as partial. The transcript has a single exon. NCBI's taxonomy places the organism in Eukaryota, Metazoa, Chordata, Mammalia, Rodentia, Cricetidae. The record is from RefSeq and is a predicted model, not a curated record.